Molecule: messenger RNA, 1176 nt
Organism: Rhagoletis zephyria (snowberry fruit fly)
Lineage: Eukaryota; Metazoa; Arthropoda; Insecta; Diptera; Tephritidae
Source: RefSeq, a predicted model, not a curated record
AUGAUUACGCCUGACUUGCGCAAAGAACUCACCAAGCAAGGCUACAAACUGAUUGGCUCGCAUUCGGGAGUGAAACUCUGCCGAUGGACUAAGUCUAUGCUUCGUGGAAGAGGUGGAUGCUACAAAAACGCUUUUUACGGCAUUGAAAGCCACCGAUGCAUGGAGGCGACGCCCAGUCUGGCCUGUGCCAACAAGUGCGUCUUCUGCUGGCGUCACCACACCAAUCCAGUGGGCACCGAGUGGAAGUGGAACCUCGACGAGCCUGAGCUGAUUGUCGAGGGCGCUCUCAAGAGUCACUACGCCAUGAUCAACGAGUUCAAGGGCGUUCCCGGCGUGCAGGAGGGACGGCUGAAGGAGGCGAGCACCGCUCGGCACUGUGCCCUCUCGCUGGUGGGCGAGCCCAUCAUGUACCCGAAGAUAAACGCCUUUGUGAAGCUGCUUCACGAGCGAGGUGUGUCCACCUUUCUGGUCACUAAUGCCCAGUUUCCGGACGCCAUACGCGCCCUCGACCCGGUGACACAGCUGUACGUCUCGGUGGACGCCUCCUCAAAGGCAUCAUUGAAAAAGAUUGAUCGUCCGCUCUUCAGGGACUUCUGGGAACGGUUCAUCGACAGUUUGAAGGCACUAGGAGAGAAGGGUCAGCGGACCGUGUACCGCUUGACGCUGGUCAAAUCGUGGAACAGUGAUGAUGUGGAAGGAUAUGCAAGACUGGUUUCCUUUGGAUUUCCCGAUUUCAUCGAAAUCAAAGGCGUCACCUUUUGCGGCAACACCUCAAGUACCGCCAAUCUCACCAUGAAGAAUGUGCCCUGGCACGAAGAGGUGGUCAGCUUUGGGACGGCUCUUAUGGAGAAGAUCAACCAAAUGGAGGCGCAGAAGCAGCUCGGCUUGAAAGGCUCCGCUGGCUUUGAUGCCACGCCACUCUACGGAAUUGCCUGCGAACACGAGCACUCUAACUGCAUACUGCUGGCACAUCGCCGUUUCCACAUUGAUGGUGCCUGGAACACCUGGAUUGACUACGCCAAGUUCAGCCAGCUCAUUGGCGAGUAUUACCAGUCUAAUGGCGAGAAGACCUUUAGUUCACUGGACUACGUUCAGCCGACACCAGCUUGGGCUGUGUAUGGUGCCAGUGAGCGAGGCUUCAAUCCCAAUGACACUCGCUUUCGUCGCAACAAGUAA